Messenger RNA from Lagopus muta (rock ptarmigan), 587 nucleotides. Its product is annotated as FACT complex subunit SPT16-like. The coding region runs from base 75 to 587 and encodes 170 amino acids. Gene Ontology annotation, molecular function: nucleosome binding. The record is from RefSeq and is a predicted model, not a curated record. The transcript has 6 exons. NCBI's taxonomy places the organism in Eukaryota, Metazoa, Chordata, Aves, Galliformes, Phasianidae. Gene Ontology annotation, cellular component: FACT complex. Gene Ontology annotation, biological process: positive regulation of transcription elongation by RNA polymerase II; transcription elongation by RNA polymerase II.
UGAAAAUCCCCCCUUUUCGCCUCUGUUUCCACAGUGACAAGAACCACCUGCAUUUCGGGGCCAUCACCUGCGCCAUGGGGAUCCGUUACAAAUCCUAUUGCUCCAACCUGGUGCGGACCCUCAUGGUGGACCCCCCCCAGGAGAUGCAGGAGCACUACGGCUUCCUGCUGCAGCUGCAGGACGAGAUGCUGAGGCACAUGAAACACGGGACGCGGCUGUGCGAGGUUUACAGCGCCGUCAUGGAGGCCGUGAGGAAGCAGAAGCCGGAGCUGCUGGGAAAAGUCACCAAAAAUUUGGGGUUCGCAAUGGGCAUCGAGUUCCGCGAGGGCUCCCUGGUCAUCAACAGCAAGAACCAGCACCGCCUCAAGAAGGGGAUGGUGUUCAGCGUCAACGUGGGGCUGUCGGAGCUGAGCUGCAGGGAGGGGCGGCCGUACGCCAUCUUCAUUGGGGACACCGUGCUGGUGGAGGAGGACGGCCCCGCGGUGCUGCUGACGGCGGUGAAGAAGAAGGUGAAAAACGUCGGGAUUUUCCUCAAGGUCGGAGCCGAAUUUGGGGCGAAAAAAGGGCGAAUUUGGAAAUAUGGGUAG